GUUGCAUUUUGCGUGGAUGGAUGGUUUCUAUUUGCAAUGUGAAGGGGUGGAUAAAGUCAGGUAAAGUCCACUGGAGCGAAAGUUGGGGAAAAGUGACUCGUCCUCAAGUUUUUGGGCUGCGCAAAAGUUACGCGCGUUUGCGUCACCGCGUUGAGGUCCAAUCAGAAUCCGGCAGAGUUGCAACUAAAGUCAGAGGGUGGAACGAGAAGCGGCAGUGAUUUGUGGCUCGUUUGUGAAGCGAGCAAGCAUGAGGACGUCGAGGAGGAACCCCGCGUUGCGCAUUCACUCCGCGCGGAAAAGUCACGCCGCGUCACGCUGAUGGAGCGGCGGACAGCCGCGUGGAUAUGCGGCGUGUUCGUGCUUCUCCUCGGCUUCUGCCUCUGCAACAAGCAGAAGCAGCGGCCGGUGUGCUGGAAGGCCAUCGCGCAGUGCCACAGCGAGCCGGAGUGCCUCUAUGCCUACGAGCAAUACACCCACGCGUGCGCACCGGUGCUGAGCGGGGAGCGCCGGACGUGCCCCAGCCACUGCGUGUCUGCCCUGAUCCAGCUCAACCUGACGCGCGGCGGGCCGGCCCUGGAGGACUGCGACUGCGCAUUGGACCCGCUGUGCGCCAGCACCAAGCGGGCCAUCGAGCCCUGCCUGCCGCGGACGCGCGCGAGGACGGGCUGCACGGACGCGCGGCGCCGCUGCGAGGUCGAGCCGGCGUGCGGGGCCGCCACCCGGGACUACCUGUUCCACUGCCGGAGGCUGUUCGGAGGCGGUCGGCGGUGCUCGGCGCAGUGCCGCGCGGUCAUAGCGCGCAUGCGCGACAUCCCCGCGGCCAGGCGGCUCGACACGUGCGUGUGUGACGGCCAGGAGAGGAACAUAUGCGAACACGUUAAAGUCAGCAUGAAGACGUUUUGCAAAGACGGGGAGGAGGACAAGUCGGACGGCAGCGGAUUCUCGGACGCGGAGGACGACGACGACGACGACGACGACGACGACGCGGGUUUUCACGCCUCGGCCGCGUGCGCGCGGCUCCAGAGCGCGCUCAUCACCUUGUUGCUUUUAACCGGAGGGGUUUUCAUAUGAAAAUGAAAAAUGGCGAAAACCCGAGAAUUGCGAGGGUCUCACCAAAAAGUUUGAAAAAUUGCGUAAACGUGGUGGUCGCCAUGAAUAACGGACAAACAAAACAACAAUAAAUCAGGGUAUAGGUGCAUUUGUGAUUGUUUUUCCUUUCUUUUUUGGGGGGGGGGGGGAGAACUUCUCUACAUAAUGAUCCAUUAGGACACAGCCCUGUCUAAUAGAAAAUUAGUCCUUUGGCGCCAUCUUGUGUCAUCUGGAUGCUAAGGAACUAUGUUGAAAUAAGGCACGAACACUGUCUAAUAAAAAAAAAAAAGUAGUAAUUUGGUGCCCUCUUGUGGCUUGAAGUGAGGCCAAAGGCCUGUCGAAUAUAAAAGUAGCAGUUUGGCACCAUCUUGUGGCAUCAAUAGGCCAUUACAACCCUUUUUUCCCCGAGGGAUGGGGGUGUCAAUUGCAUGCAGAUUUUUCUAAUCGUAACAGGACUUGGUCCCUCAAUAAAGUCAUUCAUCACUUUUGUUGCUAGGCGGAUUUCAUAGUGAUCAAUGUUAACUGGCUUAUGGGCCAAUGGAAAACCACCCAUUGUGACAGGAACAGGAAGUGAUUGACAGGCACUGAGGAAAGGACUCCCAAAAGUUAAUUGACACACUUUCAUUCACACAAUUGAACCACUGCUCUGUAUUAAAUAUUGAAAACGGAUCUGGUGGGGCACUGCCCCUCAUGUUGAGUAAAAUUGGGUAUUUGCAAUGCACAGAGCACAACUAUUGCACUCGCCGGCCAUUGCGAACGCCAAACGUGUUUGAAACGUGGCGCACGCUAAAAAGAAUUGUUACCCGUUUAAAAGUCUCCCCAAGUGUGUUCAUGUUUCUGCUGACUGACUUAGAAAGGCCAACCCAUGAAGCAAGUUUCACUUCGUAACGUGAAACUUGGUUGCCUAUCUUGUGCAAACUGGCAAAAAGUCUUAAAAAACGCUACAUGAAAUCUGAUAUCACACCGCUUCGUUGGUUUUUGAGGUUUUGGUGUGUGUGAGACGUUAUUAUGGUGUUUUUUUGGAGUGUAUUUAAGAAGUUUUAUGGAGGGUGUGAAUUUUCCUGACUGAAAGAGUUUUUGGAAUGUGUAUUGUGUAUUGUUUGAGAGUUUGUUGUUGAGAGAGGAUUUUCUUUGGAGCCUAAGAGAGGUUUUUGGUAAGUGUGAGAGUUGUUUUGGUGAGUGCGCAAGGUUUUAGUGAGUUUGAGAGUUGUGUAUCGGAGGUAUCUUGUUGAAUGUGAGAGUUUUUUGUGAGUGUAAAAUAUUUUUUUCGUGUGAGAGGCUCUUGUUGAGGUGAGAGGUUGCGGUGAGUUUGAGUUUUUGUUGGUUUUUUUGGGGUGAGUUUUAUUUUGAGUGAGUUCAGGUUUUUGGCGUGUGAGAAUUUGAAUUUGAGAUUUUUAUGGUGUGUGAGAGGUUAUUUCCCUGAGUAUGAAAGUCUUUUUUGAAAUGAAUGUAAGUUUUUGGUUGUGAGUGUGAGAAGUUUUCGGUACAUGUAAAAUGCAUCUGAUGUGUCAGAGGUUUUAGGUGUGUGAGAAUUUUCAUUUGUAUGAGAUUUUUAUGGUGUGUGAGAGAUUAUUUUACUGUGUAUGAGAGUUUUUUUUGUCAAGUAUGCAAUUUUGUAGUCUGAGUGCGAGAAGUUUUCGGUACAUGUAAAAGGUAUUCGAUGUGUCAGAGGUUUUAGGUGUGUGAGAAUUUCCAUUCGUAUGAGAUUUUUAUGGUGUGUGAGAGGUUAUUUCCCUGAGUAUGAAAGUCUUUUUUGUCAAGUAUGCAAUUUUGUAGUCUGAGUGCGAGAAGUCUUCGGUACAUGUAAAAGGUAUUUGAUGUGUCAGUGGUUUUAGGUGUGUGAGAAUUUUCAUUUGUAUGAGAUUUUUAUGGUGUGUGAGAGAUUAUUUUACUGUGUAUGAGAGUUUUUUUUGUCAAGUAUGCAAUUUUGUAGUCUGAGUGCGAGAAGUCUUCGGUACAUAUAAAAGGUAUUUGAUGUGUCAGUGGUUUUAGGUGUGUGAGAAUUUUCAUUCGUAUGAGAUUUUUAUGGGGUGCGAGAGUUUAUUUUGCUGCACAUGAGAGUUUUUUUGGUAAUGUAUGCGGCAUGUACGCUAACAUCUCAAUGAGUUUCCACACGAAUAAACUUUCAUUUACUUGUCAA
Phycodurus eques (leafy seadragon) is the source of this 3229-nucleotide messenger RNA. RefSeq names its product growth arrest-specific protein 1-like. Lineage: Eukaryota; Metazoa; Chordata; Actinopteri; Syngnathiformes; Syngnathidae. Bases 319 to 1071 code for a protein of 250 amino acids. The record is from RefSeq and is a predicted model, not a curated record. Gene Ontology annotation, biological process: regulation of cell cycle. The transcript has a single exon.